GUACAAUAGUAAACAUUGAACCUUACUGCUGUGCACAGAGGUAACUGUACAAAAUGAGGACGUGGUUCCGAGGCCCCCUGCUUCCAAGCAGAAUGAGUUUAAGAAAAAAGAAGUCGAAGGUAAUUCUAUUUACUAUUUUGUGUCUAUCAAUUUUGUAAAAUUUGGGGGAAAUUUUGCAGUGAAAUCACAAUCGUUUUCAGCAGUACAACUAAUGAAUAAACGUGACUUGUUCGCCCAUGACUGUUUUUUCGGCGAGACUUUGGGUCGUAUAGUUAGUUUGAAUAUAUACCACAAAACGAUGUUUUCAAGACAAAUUGAAACAAAUCCAGGUCCUGCUAUUCUUUACCGGCUGAAAUGAUACCAAAUUGUGAAAAAUAUACGCAAUAUUACUAGAUAUUGUUUUCAAGCGGCGCCUGAGCAUGAUCGAAAUGUGAGCACAACGACCCUGGUUGCUUCCAAAGAGGCCUGAAUCGGAACAAAAAUUCGCAGGAGAAAAUUGACAUCAACUGCCUUAAGACGUAUACAAGUUUCUGGAAGAGUAAUGCAGUAGCCUCUUGAUGUGAGUUUUAAAAUGUGCUGGGGGCGUGAAAAACUGAUGUUAAGUAUUUCAUCUCAAGAUUUAUCAUAGGAGCAUCUGUUAACACAACAAAAAUCGUAGUAAAUCGAUUUUUUAGAAGCAUUAAAUUAUUGCUUACGACUGAAUGACUGAUCAAAAAUACAAAUGCAAAAGAAAAAAAACUUAUAGCACCAGGAAAAAAUUGGAAGUCACUUUGUCAUCGAGUUCUCCUGUUCUUUGCUAAUUCUUAAACUAUUCUAAGUGAUCAAAUCUGACUAUGUUAUCACAGUAACUUCCAACAUACAAAAGAAUAUAAGGCAGCAUUUGACACUAGUAAAAGGUAACGUUUUCUUCUACGUGUUCAGCAAGUGUUAUUCCUAGUAAUCGGAAGAAAUUUCCAAAGCUCGGAUUAGGCGCAUUUGUGUCUACUUUAAUUCUGGCUGGUAUGGCAAAUGUGCAAAUACACUUGGGAAGAGUUUCAAUAGAUUACAAAAGGGAUUAGCAAAGUUAGGAAGGAAGUACGUUUCAAUGAAAAAAGGCACAGAGGAUUUAAGGAUGUCAGUUGAUAAUGACCAACUGCCCUUUCUUAUACCGGCAGCACGUAAAAAAAGGGAAAAAAUGAAAUUAUUUUUUCCAAGAAUAUCUUUUAGCUUGUAAAAUCUAUGUUCAGGUUUUCUGAAUUUCUUUUUUGCGAUUUUGCAUGGAUUCGAGGGAUAAAAUAUUCAAAACUCAAAAUUCCUUUGAGUAUGACGGAAUACGCCAUAGCUCUUUUCUACAAAACCAGCAAUAAUUCUAGUAUUCUUUCCUGUUUGCUUACUUGUUGGGAAUUAGAUAAUUGCCUGACAACACUUUUACACUUAUUCAAACGAUCUCAAUUCGUAACAAAUAUUUCAAUCAAUUUUCUUCAGUAUAUAUGUUGUGGUUCAAUUUUAUCCUUGUUCAAAUUUUCUUUUCUUUUGUUUCUGAGUAUUGUAAUGUAUGAUAAUGAGUUUGAAACAAAGGAAAAUAGAAUUUGAACUAAGGAUAAAAUUAAACCACAACAUAUACAUACAGCUAUCUAAUAUAAACAAAAAAGAAAUUUUUGGAAAUUAUUUCAUAAUUUCAUUUUCCGUCUAAAUGGUCCUUAAUUAUAUCGAUGGGAUCUUUCUUAUUUUCAAGUUCACUUCUAAGUAUACUGAUAUUUUCCAUUGCGAAAAGUUGAACGAUUGCAGCAGUCUUUGAAGAACACUUUAUCAAAUGCUAUUAAAUUUAUUGGCAGUUCUCAUUCUAUUUUGCUUCCAGAAAUGUACUUAAACUUUUAAAUUGAGGAAUGCAUUCAUCGUGCCAUCGUAAGCGUGAAAGGCGCUCUCAAGAAGAUUAAGGUCAUCAAACCCUUUACUGUAUUAACCCUUGUUUUCUCAUGUUACCAUGACGACUUUAACCCAUGUACUUCCGAAUUCCGAGUGAGAAAAAUACGAUGACACUAGAGAUUUUUCAAGGCUGGUUAAUAAGGACAAUAUUCGACGCUUAAAAUUCUUUAAAACUGUCACGAUAGAUAAAAUUAGCUCACAAAUAUACAACACUGAAGCGUAAAGUCAGAAUUCUGCGUUAUAUUUGGAGAGCUUAAAUUGCGUGUUCUUGGUGGAAGGCGCUGUGCUAUCUUCCUUCGCACACUCUUUCAAUAUCGUUACCUAAAUUAAUCAGCAAAAAUAAAUCAAAUGCUACUUUAUGUUUGUUUUGCUGCCUUUUCGUUCGAUUUUCAGGUUUUCUUUUUUUAACAGACCAUUCUGGCGAUUGAAUCCAUCACUGUUUUCAAUCAAAACUCAACUUUUCUCCUAAUUUUGACGAUCUCAGAAUUCUUUCUUACUUAAUGUGACAUUAGGUAACACUGCUCAUGAAUUUCUUUUAUCCAUAAUACUUCAAAAUAUUGCCUGUCAAUGAACUAUUUAAAAAUCAUGCAUUGAUAAUAACAAAAUGCUCUCUCGUAAUCUUUUUUAGGUUUUCGUUACACAGGUUUAAAAUUAGUAACGGACAUUAAAUAUUUAAGUAUGUUAAGCAAGUUAUUUAGUUUUGCGGGUUUUGUGCACAGACAUAAUAUACCGGAAAUCAAAGCGAUGGGGCGCCAGAGCCCAACCGCAAAAAGGUUUAACAUGUAUAAUUAUGUAACAUGAAUUGUUAACUGCAAGCCAUCUCGUAACUACAUUCGCUCUGACGAAGGACUAACGCUCGAAACGUCAGCUUUGAAACUCUUUACAGAGGCCUAUCUACGUUAUGAACUCAGUUGAUAAUACCAAAUUACCCUGAUAUACUCUCCCACCGACGCAACACCAUAUGUUUUAUCAGAAACUUACGCUCUUUAUUCACCUCGUGACUAUAAUUCAAGCAAAAGUAAUCGAAACUAUAACAAAGCAAGUUUUUUUUCAAAUAUGUUUCUAAACGUAAAUAACUGAUUUCAUCUUUGCUUACAUUCACGUACUUGUUUAUCCAGGCUUUAAUUAAUACACUGUAUCCCUACUAAUACCAUUUUGACUCUUAACAAAAGAGCUGACGAUUUCCUUUGACCUAGAUCAUUAAUUGGAAGAGUAAUUCAAUUAUAUUUUUAGACUUUUUGCCAUUAUAAUUUGAGUAAAAAAUAGAUCAAGGUUGAGUUGACAGAAAGCCGAAAGGUUAGGAGGGUAAUUUGGCAAAGAAAAUUUAAUAAUGCUUUACACGAAAUUGUUAUUAAUUGCGCUCAUAAAUGCUAUUUCGGGUAUCUUUUGAAAACAGUCAAUAAAAAUAAUUGAGUUGUGAGGACUCCUGUCGGAAAGAGCAAGUUUGAAAAAAAUACCAUUGAUAUAGUUAUUCGGUGGAAAAGCACGCGAUGGUUGUUUAAUUAUCAUCAAGUGUCUCUUUUUUUUUUUCAUAAGAAUGGUUUAUACAAAACCUUGAAACCCCUUUAUAGCUACACGUACAUUCCUGUUGCUAAUAAAAUGACACAACCAUAGAUGUAAGUUAAAUACAAGUUGUUCUUUAUCAGUUAAAAAAACUAUCAUUAAAACCGAGCUCUUUUUCACCUCGUGCCAUAACACUCGUAUUUCAAUUUUCAAAAUUUUGAAGGAACAGGUUUGUUUUGUACCUUCACCUGUUUUUCUUAAAUAGCACACCUAGCAAUGAUAUAAAUUCUCCUCGAAAAAACGGUAAUGUUGAAUUUGUAAUUUGUCCAUGAAAGAACCCAUUUUUUUCGAUAGCAAAAGAUAAGUGUCUCUCUUGGCUCGAUGUUUUUUGACUGAGUGCAGAACAUCUCAAUAGCUAUUCUUCAACAUCUUUUGUACCUGAUACUUCAUUUAUAUCCUACGAUUUUUACACACUUUAUCUUCUUGAAUGGGUGCUGAAGUCAAUCCGGUCGAUCCCGACAUUGUCAUACAAAAAUAUGAGGUUGUCUUUUUUGUACUUUGCGGAGACAUAACAGUGAGAUAUGUCAGUCGAUAUCACUGAUAAAGACUGUCUGCGCGGUUAAAAAGGCGUUCUCGAGUUUUAGGCCUCAUGUAAAAGGAUAAUUAAUUUGGCCUUUUUGGGAACUAAAGGUCCUUGAUAAAUUCUAACUAUGAAUUAAAAUCUUAUAAAGUCAUAAGUCUGAAUGGAAAAAGUUUACUGCGUGAUUCUAAACUAAGUCGACAGGAACUCUACUUAAAGUACACUUAUACUUACUGAAUACCAAGAUAUUUUACGAAUAUACAGGGAUGCAUUUAAUGAUUAGAUAUGUCUGACUCAUCGAAUAGCACAACAAAAAGGUAAACUAAAAAAUGAGAUGAUCCAUGCCGAAACCAUCAAGAUCAUCUAAACUUUAUCAAUGCAAGAUUUUUGUUUAUUUAUUUAUUCGUUUUCAGUUCAAUAACAAGCAAAAAUAGGGUGAUUUCGACAGUCACCAGGCCACCUGCCAAGUUAUCAUUCCCAAAGAAAUAUUAGUUCAACUUUUCAGUAAUGUUCAGCACAUUCCCUUGCUAUCUAAACAUAUCUUAGAACCAAUAUCUAAUAUUUGUAAUAAAACAGAGGAAUACACAUUUCAUUUCAAAAACUAGUCGUGCGCAACAAGCGAGCACCGAAAAAAAAUUCUUUGAUACAUUUUCACAAUGUUAUAACUUGGCUUACAACCGCAUGUUCAUUUUGAAUAUUCACUUUCUUCGCCAUGGGUUUCAAGAGGACUCCGUAUUGAAUAUGUGUUAUCUUGUUAUUGUAACCGUGGCAACAAAUGUUACCCCCUUAAGCGACCAUUCUGAGUAGUGAUCUUCGGCAGUUGUGAAAAACAAGUAAACAUCUACUUUCAAAAUAAAUCAUAAUGUAUUACCAAGAAUUGAUAUCAAUGUAGAACAAGCACAAAAAGUCUGAGAAAAAACGAGAUGUCGAGCUUUGAGUAUUGUUUCAAAAUGCAGUUUUUAUCAAAGUAGGCUCAGUUAACGUGGUAACGAAGUGCACUUCUUGUGGUGGUUGAAAUGGCUGAAUAUUGACAGACGUGUUCAGCGACUGUUGGGAGACGAAAAUAAAAUAGUCAAUAUAAAAAUUGUAUCAGUCUGUAUUAAUUUUCACUAGUAACAAGUUGGUUAAAAAUUACUUUAUUCAAUACGGAUUUGUGGGCUAUUUCUUUUAUACCUUAACUUUUUCAAGAAUGUAAGUCUUAAAGACAGAUAUCAAAUAACAUUUUCCCGGACACUGAAGAGAACAAAGCCAGAAAUGAAAAGCAAGGAAAGAGGUGAUCCUCGUAGAUGGAGUUGCCCCAAAUUUAGCAAUUGCAUAGAAGAAUCCUUAAAAAAAUUCAGGUUCGACAGGAUUCGAGCCCGUACCUUCUACGCACUAGUUGGGCGCUACAGGUACUAACAACUGAGCUACGAAGCUACAUGUUUAAAGCAAGGAAAAUUUUAGUGAUUAAAAAAUUGUGAUCAGAAUGAAACAUGUGACUUGCAAGACGGCAAACAACUUCGGCUCGCAUAUAAAGUUACCACCUUUCCCCUUACUAUGCUAUCUUCAAAAGGAAAAGUAUUUGAAAACAGAUUCGCGGCGUCAAUGAAAAAAUGUGAUAAGCUGUGAUAAUAUCUGUAAGAUCAGUUAUUUUAUACCAUAAAAGAUAACCGUAUGUUUACGUAAUUAACGACUGCAAAGUAUAUUUCUAUUGAAAAAAAUUUUGAUUUCAACGUGACAAUGAUGCCAGGUUUACUUCUGUAACAAUUUAACGUUCUACAUUUUCUAAAUGCAGGGCAAACAGUUAAAAAAAACAUCAGUGUUUGACCUCUAGCAUUACGAAUAGCUUAUAAAAAGACGAUUAGGGGAUUGGUGUCUCUUGUUGCAAAGGAUUAACAUCAGGUAUUCCAGUCUUUAGGAGCCUUGCAAAGUAAAUAAAGGCUUUCUUUGCCUAAUCUAGUUACCUUGUUAAAAUCAAAACCUCGAAGUACUGAUGAAAUCAGCGAAUCACGAUCAAACAGCACAGAUUUUCUCAUAAAGAAAUGACAACCUUACAAGCGUUUGAGCAGAGAGCAACACUUGACAUCACACAACUGGCGCCUUAAAGAUGGAGGAAAAAAACCAAAGCUUGCAUCGCAUAUCAUGAACAUUUAACGACUUUAUUUCUUGGGGGAGUUAUUCUGAUCAUUCUUGGUGCGCGUUGAGCAGCUCUUAAAUCAAAAUCCGAUUUUCUGGUUUCAUAGUUGUGCCGACUUAGCCAUGCAUACAUGACCUAUAGCAUUUUGGUUAUACUUUACUUCAACUGUUUAGCCCUUGGUUGCUCUAAAAGCCUCCAAACUGUUCCAAUACAAAGUAAGCACUGGGUAUUACCCCUUCAGUAACCGGUUGCCGCGUUAGCAAACACCAAGCUUUGCGCUCCCUGUUUGCUCUUGCUGUGAAUACGCGCAAACAUGGGUGAAUACUUCAUGAGCACGCUGAUAAGUUUUGAUCAGUUGGCGGGCAAGAUAAACAUUUGGUUGAUAGACAACCAGACUAGGCAGACAGACCACCCUAACGCGGUUAAAAAGCUAACGUUUCGAGUUUCAGCCUUACUUUGGAAAAAAGUAAAGGAUUGUAAGGUUGUGUCUGUGUGUUAAUGCACUCGACUAUCAAGGUAUAUUAGAGUGAGCCUUCAAAGUAUAACUUUUUAGCAGAGUGUAAGCUAAAUGUUAAUUGCAUAGGUGAGAGCGCAAUCAAUUGGCUGAUGACUUUAAUUUUACUAUUUGAAACCUAAAGGUGAAGGGAUAAGCACUUUUUUUUCUUCUUUCAUUCUUACGUGAAACUCUAUUAGUGGAAAAAUUUGCAGCGUUUGAGAGACUUGUUCUGGUUGAAGUAUGAAAAUCAUUACCAAGCCUUGGUGGCACAUGCGCAAAAAUCUUGAUGACCAAAUUGUUACUCGUCGUCUGAACUUUACAACAAUAGUCCAAAUUUUUAAUCAUGACUCAACAGGAAAUUUCUUCCUUUUUAUAGGAACAAUUCCAAGAAUGUUUCAGGGAAAAGUAGACCAUUCUUGAACUUCCGAUAAAGAUCCAACAAAACAUGAUUUCGAAACAAUCCAUGUCCACAAACCUUAAUGUACUCCUCUAGAGAAGGCCAAUUUGCCCCUUUAAACUUUUUCGUUGAAAAAAUGGAACCAUUAAAAUCAGAAACCUAACGUCAACUGGAUAACCAGAUUAUGUAACCUAUCCUAAAACGAUAAGCCAGUGGGUGCGCUAAGAGACAUACAUUUGAAAGCGGCCGAAAAAGACAGUGCGGUAAUUUUUUGGCGGGCCGACUCAAAUACUGACAUGAGGUUUGUCGGCAACUUUGCGGCACCUCUUUAUAAAUCCAACCUAUUCAAGGACCUUGUUAGUAGUAAGCGAACAACUCUCCAUUUUUCGCUGUUUCAAUUUCGCAAACGGAAACAAAUCAAUGUUUACCAUGGAUAUCACACCUUUAUACAACACAAGAUUGAGCAAGGUAAAGAUGGCUGCUAGAAUACCAUACCAUCAUAGGUUUAUAUCACAUUUCUGAUCUUCUUAAAGGUUUAGUCCAGUAAUUAAGUUAAUACAUUCAAAUAGCUAGGAAGCUUAUAUACCUAUGUCUAAUAAGCGAAUAAACAGGUAAUGAAUAGAGCUAAUUAAAGGCAGAAGGACUUCAAGGAUCUAAACAUUUUUGGAUCACAAAACCGCCGGAGGACCUGGCACUCAAAAGCUACACUACGUAGUAGAACAAAUCUUAACAAAGCAUUUUCAAAACAAGUCAAAAGAGUUGGAAAGGGAACAAAACCAUAAUUUUUCGUCACAAUAACUUCGUGUUUCCUUGCAACUAGCCAAAAAUGUUUUUUUUUUGUUAGGUAAGAGGUGAUCUCUUUUAAACCUGACGCACAACUUGUUUAUGUACACGCCCACAUGAUGUGACACAUGUUUCUCCAUCUUAAGACCGCGGUUGUAUUAAACCACUUCGGCUCUAAAAAACACUCAGUCAUAAUCGCUUUUGAAGGCAGGACGCAGGACGUGUGUCGCAUAGGACCAAGUAAUGUCUUAGCUUAUCCCAAAGUUCUCUGUAAGCAGAAGUAGAGCAUCGAAACGCGGAAGCCGAAGGUCUAGGACUUCAUUUCUCGUGGGAGACUUAAAUUUCUCUGUUUCCCGUGCUCGUGACUGAAAUGAUUCGCAUCUUUCUUCAAUAAUAAACAGGCUUAGAGGCUCGUUGGAAUACGUUUGAAUUUUCCUGCUCAUUCUUUGGAAACCUGGUUGUUAAACUUCUUGUCCGAAAAGAUAACAUCAAAAAUCACAUAAAUUUCCCUAAAAAUUUUCCUUUAUAAUCAGGACUUUUGCUCGUCGUGAAAUUAACGAGAAACGCUUCUCGGCCAACAAAAAAAGUUAAAGAAUUAGGCAUUUGUAUGGCUAAAAGUUAAUGCAAGUCUAGUGAUAAUACAAGUGCUUGUUAAUGAACACUUUUUCCAAUAAUCUAAGUUGUACUGAAUUAAUAUUGUCUAUACAUACUAGUUGUACAGUGUUAUUUCUUGCUAAGUGAAUAAUUUUCCCAACACAGAUUUUCAAUUUCAGAGAAGGGUCCAUUUUACUAUGCAUAUUACAAUUGGUUAGGUUUGGAGAGUAUGAAUGCUGAACAGACACGCACCGCUUCAGCAUGGCUAAUUUUGUAGACUCACCGUCGCUUGAAUUUAUCUCACCAUGAACACGUCAUAUCAUUAACAAAAGAAAUGCUCGCAACAAGAUAAUGUUUUGAAGUACGGUGUCGUGCGUUGCUUAGUCAUGAAUUAACAGUGAGUCAAUACGUGACUAAUCAGACUUGUUAGUCAAUGUUUGGUUGUGAUAAGAGCCACAGCGACGAUUGUCAAACUACACAGGAAAAUUUAAACCAGACGAGAACGUUUAGAACUAAAGCAUAUUACGUAAGUAGAUCACAUAUUUUGGUAAAUUCUAAGCUCAUUUGCGCAAUAAGGAUAGAUAACAAACUUUCUUCAUGAUACUGGAUAAAGGAAAAAGCCUGUGACCCUCGACUGCGUUGUCGAGAAGUAAAUAAAUAUCUUUCUUUAUACGACAUAUCUUACGGCAUCGACAAUUUUCCUGAAGUUUGAAAAGUUAAAAUUAUUCAUUAGAAACUGUUGAAAUGCGAUAUUGAAAACUCUCAGUAAGAAAAAACAACUACUUGAAAUAUAAAAUUCAGAACUAUACAGAACUAAAGUUACGAAUCAUCACAAAUAGGAGACGAUUGAGCAGAAGGUUAAAAAAAUUCACUUCAAGUAAACUUGCAUCAUAGAUUUGAUAGCAAUUUAUGCCCAGUGAUCAGGGCAUUAACGAUGCUGUUUUAUAUCAUGUUCCUAUUCUUCGUUUAUAUUUUGUUCCCGGUGUGUGGCUAUUCAUACACGCGCUAGCAUGAAUCACUGACUUAUGCCCAACGUCAUCGGCCCACAUACAGUCAAGUACUUUAUUCCUAAUUUUUUGAAUUCAUUCCUAUUUACUUCCUUCAGAUAUAGCUACAAAUGUCUACGGCCUCUCACGUUUCACUACGCACUUACACACAAAAAGUGAUGACGGAACGAUACAAUUCUUUUGUAAAUUGUUCCUCAAAUUUAAAUAUAACCCUUACUUCAAUUACUUUAUUUACCUUAAACCAUUAGACGACUGCAAACUCAUUUCGAUUCUCGAAUAAACCAGUCUUAUGUGAAAAUAUUUUACUAGAAGAAGUUGAAGAGCACCGAAAGUUUUUCUUUCAUAAAUUGCGGCGAACUCGAUGUUGCGACCGUCAAUUAUGACUUUGUAUAAACACAAUAUACUUCACAAAUCGGUCUUUUUGAUGCAAUCAAGGAGUAUUAAUUUUCAAAGCAAAUAGGUGGUUUCAUGCAACACUGCAUUCUCGGCAAAAUCAAAAAAAAUAUUAUAAAGAUUCAGUAGCGAAACACCGCCUCUCCGGUAAUUCAAAAUUUGCGUAACAAUGAAAUCUCUGGUUUAGUCAUGAGGCUGAGUAAUCAAAUAUAUCUGCUUCCUAAUUUUCAUAUUCUUUGUUGUCACAAAGAGAAAUCCGACAUUAUGGGAAAAUUUUCCGACUGAAGCAUUUCAAAUUAAUCAAGAAAUGUGUAAACUUUCGUAAAGUUUUCUCUGAGCGAACAGCUUCUGCGCUCUUCUGUUUCAAUGAGUACGUGAUGUGGUAUCGUGUUGGUUGAGAGAUGAACAAUCAAUAUUCACAGAAUGCAGACACAAUUAUUUUGGUUGAAAACUUCACUUAGUCCGUAACCCACGCGACAGCUUUAGAAAAAAAAGGUGAUCAUUCGACUAAAGAAAUAUAACUCUUAUGAUCUAGACAUGAACACUCCCAAAUGAUGAUCAUACUUAAUCUUGAUAUGACGUUUGAAGAAUUUGGGAAAUGAUCAAAGACAAGGAACAGGAGCAAUCAAUUUUUUUUUUUGAAAAGCAAGGAGAACAAAAAUUUAUGUUCUGUAUUUUGUGAUCAGUACUUUAUCAAAUUUAUCGUCGAAGGCAGGUUAUUACUUAAAAGAAUUGGAAAGAUGAUUGCCUACAAGACUGAACACAACUGCACUGGAUUACCUCCAAGAAAAAAUUUGAGUUUUACUUUUCUUUCGUCUGUUAGAUUAAUUUCUUGCGUGAUUGAAUGAAAGUUUGAAACAAACAAUUUUAUCUCAAAAGCUUUGCAGCUUACAAUAUCUAAAGGAAACCAUCUAGAGCUCCAAACUUUACGAACAAAUGACCGUAAUUAAUAGUGUAGCGGUUAAUAAAACAUACAAUGAAAGAAGUUUUCAAGCAUAGAUUUGCGGAUACCCUUAGGACUCCACAAAUAAUGAAUACGCUUCGCACUUUGUCAAAGCAUAUAGAACGGUGAAAGUUUAACACAUCGUCUUAAAUUUCUCAAGGUUUAAAUUCUCAAGGGUUUAGUUGCCGUAUUGUGACACAAAAGAGAAAAAAAUGCCUUUAAAAAAAUGAACCGGAAACUGAUCUAUACUUUCGGAGGGGUGUAUUGAGGUUCCAAACAAAACGUCGCAGCUUUGUUCCCAGUGCAUCAUAUCAACGUGCUCUUGAAUAAGGAAGGUGAUUAAACUUUGAUUAUUUCGUCUUAAAAGCAAGAGAACACAUCAGACAAUUCAGGAUAUGUAAGUAUAACUUUUCCGGUAAAAUUCUGUCAUUUCCUCAUAUUUUGCUCUCUCUUCCUCGUUCCCCAGAGUCUCAGUCUGCGCUCUCUAAAGUCAAAAAUUCGGUCUGACAUAGAUUUAAAUUCGUUGCGAGCGCUAAGUGGUUUCACUGGUAUGAACCGAUAGUAUUUAAGAAUCUCUGAGUCACUCUGUGAAAGCUUUUGAACUACUGUCGUAAGAAAAUGCUCUUUGUUAAUUUUAACAUCAUUCAAUUCUAAAAGCUCACUUUCAACAUUGUAAGGAAAUCGACUCAUGAAGACUCACCCAGACCAAGAGUGCACUUUCAACGAGCACUCUUAUUCAAAUACUUUCGAGACAAAUACAUUUGAUCUUUCAAUACUCAACAUUGUGUUCGGUUAACAUAACACAGUAAAUUAAGUUUUAUCUGGCAGGUCAAAACUGGGCCCAGAAAGAAGUCGCCAUACGCACGUUUCCGAAUUUACGAUUGUGCACGGGAACGAAUUCUAACCAGUGAACACUUCAAAACAUUGCGAAGUCUCUUGAAUGUUUUGGAAGCACUCAGCUUACGCUACGUUGCCUAUCGAUUUCAAUGCACGUCUAUGUAUACCGAAAUUAAAGGCUUGUCACUCAAUAUCAGGGUUAAUGAAUGGAAAGAAGUCACGUUUGUUCGUUUUAUUAGUUUGGUUCUCAACUCGUGUGUGUCUUUCGAUAUUUCCCAAUUUCCGUCUCGAAAAAGAAAUUUAAUACUUAGAAAAACAAUGAUUCAUUUUUUAUAAUUAGGUACUUUAGCAUUAUCAACCUAGUUGACGAUGUAAAUUGACCACCAUAAGGAGUUCCAAACCUGAAGUUUCGAGAGUCAGCCCUUCGUCAUUCGCUCUGACGCUAAUACUAAAUUACCCUGUUAUUCUCUCCAUCGACGUAGCACUACAGUUACUUUAGAAACUUACCCCCUUUAUUCAAUUUUAUAAUAAGUUUUUGUUAAUAUAUGCGGAAGGUUUCCAGGUCGCUGACGCAGUUGUAUAACCUUCGGUUUCUCCACGGUGACUGCGCGGCUGAUCCCAAACUUUAAACCUGCCAAAUAUUUUUGGUUUUCACAAUUUCAGCCACAAGUUUCAAUAUCCAAGAAUAGCGCGCUAGUAAUUUUAAGCCGGUAGCGUUAGAAUUAUCUUCAAAUUUCCAUCCGUGCUUUCGUAAACGUCUUUCCCUCGAAACAUGGACGUAUGUCUGCAAUUUUGUUUUUCAUGACGGUCCGUUCAGUAUUUUUUUUGGACAGCUUAUUUACAUGAAUUAAAGUCAUGGAGAGUUCCAGAUUGCUGAUCUAACCAAAUACUUUCUCAUAUUCAUUUUUUUAACAGACAAAUUCAAACAAAGAAAAAGGUGGAAAGUCCAGCAUGGUGAAGGUUAAUAGCCGUGAGGAGAGUUCUACUGAUACACUAGGUAUGUACCAAACAAAUAUAGUUCUGAGAAGGAAUGCUAUCUGAUUUAGAAACAUUUCUGUAACCUUUAAUUUUGGUCUGAUAGGCUUUAUCCUGUAAGUUAAAAAAAAAAAAAAUUGUUUUAUCCGGAGAAGGUUCCUUUAUUCUUCAGUAAAAAAGUCCUUCUGCUUAAUUUUGCCACAAUUUAUUCUCGAUCGGCUUUUCUCGCACGGUAUCAUGGUGAGUAAUGGUUAAUAAUCAGUUGAUUCUUUCGAAUAAAAACAUAACUUAGUAGAGACAAUCUUACUCACUCACAACGAACGGAAUAUCACCAGAUCACAUCUUUUAAUCUCGUGUUCGUACGCUCUCCUUGCUGCAUGAAUUAAAGGGAAUUUGUCGAAGAGUUCUGCCAUUUGUGGAGCACUGACAAGUUUCCUCACCGCUAUCAAUUUGAAUUACUCUGCAUAUGGUGGGCACAAAAAUUCUCCAUCGAAGGGAAAAGCAAAGUGGGCCUGUCUCGAGCGUUUAGAAAAAUUUCUCCAAUUUUGUCGAAAAGCUCAAUUUGGUUUCGCGAGGAAAAUUGUUCACCAUGAGCGUGACGACAACAAACAAAUAAUGAAAUUAUAGACACAUGACACGAAAAUGUUUAAGAAAUUAUGGAAAGUAUGAUCAAAAUGACGCGAGAAAGCCAACACAUUCGUGUCUCCGACGAAAACGAAAUUUCAAGAAAUUUCAAUUUCGGAAACUUCCGAAUGCAUACUCGGUCAUAAUCGGAUCAUACCGAGACACCUUCAACAAGAUAAUUCUUUCUUUCACGGUUAUUCAGAUUAAUAAAGCCAACCAACAAAAGGAUUUUAUAUAUUCUUUUAUACUGAAUGUAAACUAAACCCUUCGCUAUAAGACUGCUCUCUUCGGGUAUUGCGUAUAAGGAUAACAUAGUGUCUACAGUGAGAAAUGUAAAUUGAACAUGCUUCUACUCCCCUUAACUGCCUCGAUUCGCAGAUACAAAGACACUGAUGAAAACAUCAGCUCGCACUUCAUUAACAUAAUUCUAAAACGUUUAUUGUAUUUGGUACAAAGAGGACGAGAUCGUAAUAAAUCGAGAACUAAUUAAUCGGACCGUAAUGACUUAUUGUUAUAUUUUCUAAAGAGUCUUCCCAAGGCUUACCCCCAGUGUCGCAAGUAAUCCUUCCAAGUCAAAUAACCGUGAAAAUGUCAUUCGUGUAAAAUCCUUGUAUAGAACCUCGUUGAGACAAUCAAAGCUUGGAAAACUACUGAAAGGAACAAUUCUACAGAAUUCUACAACCUUCGAAACUACCUCCAACGUUCAAUAGUGACAGGAUCGAAAUUUGGCGAUAAUUAGUCAGUAAUACUAUUCCGAUAGAUUAUCAGGAUUUUCGAAGGAAUAGUCGUUGUGUUCACUUGGUUUACGAUGGCGCAGACAUAUUUAAGGCACCGAAUCUUUGAUUUCUGAGUUGGGUAAGUUGAAAAUUUUGCAUCAGCAUUUUAUCAAAUGCAAUAAUCUAAUUUUAAACUCCUUUACACGUUAUCAUCUGCAUUUAUCAUGGAAUAAAGGAUUAGUGGUCCCGCGCAAAAGGUUUGAUGGCGGAGAGUAGACCACAGUAAUUGUGCUCAGCCAAUUCGACUAGUUCAAACGAAAACAAAAUAAUAUUUAUUCUUCUCUUCGAGGUUUGAAUACUAGUGAGGUCAGUUUUAUAACACAAUCACAAAAAACCAAAGCUGUUUCUGUGAUUUCAAGUAACAUGUACACUUGCUUUAGAAACACUGCACACACUCAACACAAGUUAUAAAGAGUUAUAAAGCUCUAAGUGAUGUAUGAGAUGUAAUCCACAAUAUAACUCGCACAAUAAACGGGCGCAAAGAUCUCAGAUCCUUGUUGAAUCAGACGGGAAAAUACUCAUAUUACAACAGCUUUUAACAAUAAAACGCUUUGGAUAUCAAGGGGAAUAAUACACAAACUAAUUCGUGAUUCAUGAAACUGUCUAACAUUUCUCUAUGUUUGUGUCGAGUCAUAAAAACAAUGAAAGAAUUUCACUGUUUUCAAGCAUCGGGAUAUCGGUUAAAGUACAGUUUCAGACUCCUAUGAUGACUUCCGCACACGUUGUCUAAAUGUCAGUCAACACUACCGACAACAAUCCUUUUCCAGACUACCCUCGCCGCACGAUCAGACAGCACCGGCGAUCAACCUGGCUUCAAUUCACGACCCAAGAGGUCAAAGAAGGGCAAAUUUGGCAAAGAGUUGAAAAAGAAUGCAAAAUACCUAAACAAUGAAAUAUAGAGCGAAUCAAAACACUCCGUAAGGGAAGAUAUUACUCCAUGUGAACGUGACUGAUUCAAAAGAAAAUUUUGUCGCCCAUUUGAACGUGACUAAUGCCAAAACAAUGUCAACAAUGGUCACGUCUCGCUUUUCAAAUCCUCUUCAAGAAUUUUUUCUCUGCUGCCAUCUAGAGAGCGCCCAGCUUGACUCGUUCUCUUUCUCCUUUAUUCUUCAUUUUGUUAAUUCAGUAACCUGUGUACAUUUGAUUUUCUUUUGACAUUAUGAGGCAACAACGCUGACAAUAGCUACUGUCAAUAGCUACUGCCUUUGUGUCAUCGCUUUGUGGAAUUGUUGACAGCAAAUUUUUCCAUUUACACAACGAAACCAAAACAAUACGAAGGGACGUGCGAGAGUCAAACACUUCAACUUCUGUUUCUUUCCGGACAUCAAAUGAUCAGUUAACAACUCAUCAGUGAAAUCAUGUGGUCGCUUGUGCUUGAAAAGAUGAGAUUUCACCACAUGAUAGGUGUGAAACGGGGCGAUAAUGAGCUUUAUCAUGAUCGUGAGGGCUUCAGCGACGAGGGAAACAAUGCAAUUUCUGGUGAGAGGCGAUGGCUUUUGUGAAUUUUAAUAUUUGAUGUUGUUGGUUAUCAGUUCAAUUUGAGCUUCCGUUAAGCAUCAUGAAAUGCUUAAAUGUUAACCAUAUACUUGAAAAAAUCAAGCAAAGAUGUUAUCUGAACUGUGCAAGCAAAAAUAUCGACAAUUAUUUCCUGUUGGAUUGACACGUACCUUCGCGCGAGACAUCUUUUACAGCCCGCAUACUUUGGUUACCACAUACGGCUCGAAAACAAAAGCAGCUAUUUUUUUAAUCACAAAGGAGACAUAAUUCUCUGAGCUUUUGCCUUUAUGAGUGCUGCAACUAUUGAAACUUGCGCAGUGGAUUUCCUUUAAAUUGUUCCUGGCCUUUAUCAGUCGAUGAAACAAAGUUAUUGAUCUUUUUAACAAAUCACUUAUCGAAUUAACGGAUUAACAGCUCAUAUCCUUGUUUCUCUCAUUUGUAAUGUAUGCAACACAAAAGACGUAGAAUGAAGUUCCCUCUUUAAUAAUUCAGAGACCAACUCAACGUUUACCCAUGAACUUAAAGCAGAACCUUUUUUAACCACUUGAUGUCGGUUCUGGGUCACAGAACUUCGGCCCCAGCAAUGGAACAAAAGGAAAAAAAAGCUUAUUUAAAAUAUGCGUCAAAGCUAAAUAAUCCUAUCCUAUGGAUGUUUACAAUUUUUCGCACUGCAUACGAAAGAGAUAGGUUUUUUAUGACGCGAGCAUAAUUCUUUAAAAACGCAUUAGACUUCCUGAGACUCAUCAGUCUAUAAACAUUUAAACUUACCAAAAUUUAUGGCACGCAGAUAUUCUCAGUUAUGUAAGCGAGUAGAAAAGCAAAACGCACAAUUGAGCUUAUGUAGUUUUCAGUGAGGCCAAGUGCAGUUAUCUUAACAUACAAAAAAAUUAAUAUUAUAAAAUUAAAAAAAAUUGUAUGCCUCUUUAUUCGACUUACGCUGCCCACACAUCAUGUUUAUAACAGGACAACCGAAGUGGUUCAACCAUAUAAAUAAUUUCUUGUGUCUCCCGUUGUAAGCUAUUAUCUAUCGGCGAAUUACGUCACACGAUUCAGCAGGUGUCAAUGCUACUUAUCAAAACACUACUUGAAAUUCAUCAAGGCAUUGGUUUGCUAAAAAAACUCAAUAUGUAUACUCGAAUAGCGCCAUAUUUCACUCCAUACUAGCCCUUCAAAGACUUGAUAUCUUCAACAUUACCUCAUGACGUUUCUGCGCAGCGGUGCAAUAACUUUCGUAUUACGCAAUUUGAGCGAAAGAUAUGGAUGGCAACAAAUUGCGCGUUCCAAGUAAGUAACACUGUCCAUCACAAAAGUUUCUUCCCUUCUUCGCUUAUACGCCAUGAGGGGUAAAAAUAAUUGUCACAGAUCUUGCAGAAUCUCUUUGUCAUUUGAAUGUUUCUGUUAUCAACUGUAUUUAAGUUAUGUUUUGCAGUUUUACUUUGCCGCAAGGUUAGUUUGACCGCCAAGAUAUUGAAUUUGUAAGAAAUGUUGCAAAUCUUUCAGUUUGUUUAUUUCCCGGCAGCUCUUUUUGUUUUGUAAUAUUUCACGUUCGCAGUGAUUUAAAAACGAAUCCUUCGUGUUUUUCGUACGAGGGAAUAAUGUUUUCAUUCUUUUCCAGCCUUGUUAGACUUGCAGAUUUUUUUCAUAUCUGCUUCAAUUAACAAUUUGAAAGACGAUGAUUCAAUUAUCUUAAUCACUUUGUCAACAAGUAAACACAGGAAGCCUUCUUCCAAACAUUUGCCCUGAGAUAAAAAGCCGGAAAAAAUGUAUUUGUAUUCUUUUUGGCUGAAAAGUGAGACAUUACAGCAGUGUUAGCGAAUCAUUUAUCAUUAUACUGUCAGGUGUGAUACAUGAGCAGAUUUUUUUCAAGAAACUUAAGGAGACUACUUGAUUAAAUAUUCUUCUUUCCUUGAAACUAUUAUCCUUUUCAACGUUUUUGUUGACUUGACAAUCAACUAUUUAACGAGCCAAUUGUUAAAACAGCGUGGGCGUACUUUCAUCUUUCGUGUAUCUACCUGUAGACGCGGUUUGAAACAAAUUUUUCCUAAAGUUUCAGUAUUGUGCACCAGAAUUUUCACUCUUGAGGCUUUUUGUUUUCUUUUACCCACAAACAAAUAAAAAUAGUCGUUCAUCUAGCUAAUUGUAAUACUACUUAUGGGCACUUACAAUUAAGAAAUCUUCGUAAAAGCCGUGUAAACUUUGAAAUUGAAACGUUGAAAACGUUGAAAUAUUUUUCAGCCAAUAGAUUUAGAUUUAAUCAAACAUUAGCUUCUAUGAUGGAGGACUUUAUAUAUUGAGUCCACAAAGUUAGUUUUAAAUACACACAUUUACAUAUGCUUUUGGCAAGAGGAAUUAGUUAAUUUAUUAGUUGGUCUACUUUCUUGCAAUCAUGAAUCAACGACCAUCACGAAAGAAUGUUUCGCGAUAAUUCACUUAGGAGUUGAGAUUAGAUUCGUUUGUUUGUAGGGGUUAAAGGGAAACCGUGGUUCGCACCCGUAGAGUAAAACAGGAAAUGCAUUUACAAGAACAAUUUACGUUGACUGAAAAACUAUGAAUCACAUUCAACUCACACACAAGCACAUACGUAAAGCUAAAAAAUUAAGCUUCUCAUGAUGUCCCCAAAUAUAAACGAAACAUGUCAGUGAAAAAUCUAAAUUAACAUCAUAAAUUCAUAUAUUUUUAAACCGAACUAACCUGCAACUGACCAAUCUAUAGGAAAACCACUAGUAUAAAGAAUCAUUUUUAUUUUUCUCUCUCAUUUUUACAGAGAUCCCAUCUCCUACAGUCCCUCAAGGUGGAAAACAAAUGGCACUGCCGUCAGGAAUGGAUCCCAAGCGUGCCGCCGCCAUGUUGGAAAGGCGCCGCGUAUCUGCAUCUGUCAAUGAAAUACGGGAUUUAUACAGCGCUUUGCAAGAACUUGUCCCGGGCAAUACAUCAUCUUCACCUCAACAUCGGGCAAUUUCAACAGAUAUUAAUUUCGAAAGUGUUUCAUCGAAUCCCACCUCUCCUAACUUGAGGAGAAGAAAUGCUGAAAAUGGUGCAAAAGACGCGCCCCGAUCCCCGACAAGCGAGGAUGAAUCAACACGAGUUAGAAGGCUUCUUCCAGUGACCCCUGACUCACCAGCCAAUCAACGCAAGUUAAAACCUAAGGUCAUUCAAGCUCUUGACGUAAAUGCCGAUCAUGGUUUAACCAAAGGAAAACGUUCCCCUAAUAUGGGCAGGCGAGGGUCCAGUGGUGAGGUACUAUUGAGCAUACAAACCAGUAGACUGGGAAAACCAUCGCCUAAUAUGGGAAGGCGAGGAUCAAGUGGUGAAGUCCUUCUAGGCGUGCGAGCCAAUCAGGUUAAGGCACCCAAAAGUCCUUUGGCAAUGACAAGAUGGUCUUCACACCUUGAUAUCGCUGAUGCCUGUGAAACCAGGUCAACGGUUCCAGACUCACCAUAUCCACUCAGAUUGGACAGACUUGUCAGUCCAGAACGGCUUGGUAGGCGUGGAUCAGAGGGAGGCAUUUUGACCCCAAAUAUGGACAAAAGCGAUAAAAAGUUUAGUCCCCUUAAAGUCAAGAGGAGGGGCUCAAGUGGUGAUAUCCUCAGCACGGAAAACAUAGAGAAUAUAUCCAACGGCCUUACGAGUAGUACUGUUACGUCACCACGAAGUGGCGCUGCGUUGGACAUUGACUCGUACCCAAGACGAGGCUCCCUGAUGAAUGCACUUACUAAGUUUUCACAUUCCUUUAAAAGAAAAACCCCGCCAGCAAGUCCACUGCGUAAAGAGGCUGCAGAUGCAAUCGCAGCUCACCAGACAGUCGUUGAUGGGCCUGUGCCGACCAAAAAGUUACCCAGACUGGAGAGUCAAAUGGAUAUGUUGUUGAAUUCCCUGCAAGAUUUGCAAGGAACAGAAGAGGUGCAUACGAAUGCAAUUGACACAGAGACCCCAAGGAAACACGAUCAACGUCGAGGAAGCCUGGGCACUGAGAUGCAGGAACUCCUUGGAGCCCUACAUGAACUUUCUAACAUGGCAACAAGCUCAGACUCAGACUCUAUCGGUGAAAACGAGUCGAGGUCGAGGCGUGGGUCUGAGUUACAAGAUCGAGUGCCGGUCCAAAGGGAAUCACUUGAUCAACUGGAGGCUUAUUUCACAGAAAAGUUACGAGACGCAACUCGGGCUAAUGCUUCAAAAUCACCUUCUGAGCGGUCUUCUGAAAGUGAAGCCCCGCACUCGGAUAGAGAAGAUGCUGAAUUGAGCCAAGUAUCGUCCGAAAUGUCUAGCAAGAAAAUUUCUCUAGAAAUAGGGAUGGCCGAUGAGGGAGUCGACAUCGUUGAUGGCCCCUCCGAAGUUCUACCGAUGGAGUCCGAAGUUAAACGGAGUCCUCUGAUGGAGGACCGUGAAGAAUUUGCUAGCCAGGUAAACAGAAAACUCCAGGAUUGGCUAGCAAAGGCAACUGCAUUAUCAGAAAGAGAAAAAACGGAACCAAGCGACAACUUAGCGACGUAUGAUAGUGAAGGGGCAAAGUAUGAUUCCCCCGAUUCCGACGAAAGUGACUACAACAAAGACAAAGAACCAAAGCGAAUGCGACGGAACCUCUUCUCUAAGUUGUCACUUCUUCGCCGUGGUGACAAAGCCAAGUUCAAGCAUCGCAGGACAAAAUCUAUGCAUGAUGUUACCUUUUUAGGUGAAAACGAUUGUUCCCUUCAAGAUCUUGAAGCUGAAAAUUCUCAAAAGGCGAUCACACAGACUGAAAAAAAGUCUCGGCGUCCAAGUGUGACCCGUUCAUUGUCCAUGUACAAUGUUACGCUUCCGCGAAGUAAAAACACUAAAACCCGACAAGUCAAAGAAGCUGAAGACUUAUCACAGGCUACUCUUAAUGCUGAAAAACCGCUCAAGUCACAGAGUACGCACGUUGUGGAAACACAUACACCCGUAAUACUGCCAAACAAAGGAAGCAUUGUGACGUCGCAAGUGAUUUCAACCUCCAGUAAAGAUUAUUGCAGUGCCCUUGAUGCUAAAAAUCUUUCGGUGGCUUCGGCAAAACGUGAACUUAAUAAAACCAGACAUAGUGCAGGGGAUACAAACGUGAAACUGUUUGUACAAAAAAAACGAUCGCGUCGACUGCCUACUAACUUGCCAUUCUUUUAUACGCCAGAGGCGGCUGAUGCUCGUUCCUGUAACACUGACACAAAGAAGCCUCCGAGAAAAACUGACGCUCAAAUUAAAACUAAACAGUUAGCAAACAAUCCUCCAAUGGAGGAAAUUUUCUACAAUGAGAAGAAAAGUGACUCAAGAAAAUUGAAAAAGGCCUGCAGCAAUACACUGUCCUGUCCGCGUAUUCUCGUAAACGAGAGCACACAUUAUUUUUUUGGAACGACUCAAGAAAACGGACAUGGUGAUAGCGACAAAGGUACACUGUUUUAUCAAGGCUCAUCCCAGUCUCCUUUGCGACGCUUUCCAUCAGUUGACAGUUUCUUAAAGUAUACCAAAGAUCUGCAAGGAUGCGAGGAGCCUCGGGCGAAUGGAUCUUGUAAUUAUGGACACGAGUUAGGAGCCGAUGAUGCAACAAGGAAGAACCUUUUCAGAGGUAAGAAUUCUCGGUCAUUUUAUGUCUAA
Messenger RNA from Pocillopora meandrina, 21027 nucleotides. The record is from the annotation of a GenBank genome assembly. NCBI's taxonomy places the organism in Eukaryota, Metazoa, Cnidaria, Anthozoa, Scleractinia, Pocilloporidae.